AUGUCCACCAAAGCAGCGCUCAAAGCCGCCAAGGCGGCCAUCGACGCCAAAAAGUGGGAUGAAGCCAUCGAACAAGCGAACGCAGUGCUCGCAAAGGACCCAGAGAACUACUUCGCGAAACUGUUUAUAGGGCGCGCGCAGGACGGCCUGGGAAAGCUGGAUUCAGCAGCGCAGGCGUAUAAUGACGCGACGAAGAUCAAGCCCCAGGAUCCACAGGCAUGGCUGGGACUGAGGGGCCUGUACCAGAAGCAGGGAAAGGCAAAGGUGGACGAGAGGAUCGACGUCGAGCUGAAGUUGGCGCAGAUAUACGCAGAGCUUGACGAUGCACACAAGGCACAGACCGCCAUCGACAGCCUCGUCGACCACGCAAGAAAACACGGGACAAAGCUACAAUAUGCCCGCGCCCUUACCCUACAGACGCCCGACUCGCCCAUCUACUCAUAUCUCGAGGGUCGCCUACCCCAGCCCGCCGCCGUCUACGCCCGUCUCGCGGAGAUCUAUGAAGGCGAAGAAAUGGCCACCAUCAAGCGCCAGAUCGACGAGCGCAGGUCAAGACUCGGCGCGACACUCGAGGGUACGACAACAGAAGUCAAGAACGAGGUAUAUGGAGCAAGUCCAUUAGAGGAUAUCUACCAGAACAUCGUAGAUUGGACGAGCGAUGACACGCUAAGGAGGGAGUACGAGGAGAAGCUGCUUCAGAGGGCAUACGACACGCUGCUUGUGUUGCCAGCUGGAAAAAAGGAGGCAAAGAGGGAGAAGGUGAUCAAGCUGGCGCACGAUAUGGUUAUCAUCAGGCACCCAUAUCAGCUUGCUUGGCAGAUAGAACUCGAAUGGAGGUCGGGACUUGCGGUGGAGGCGUAUUGA
Molecule: messenger RNA, 864 nt
Organism: Paraphaeosphaeria sporulosa
Lineage: Eukaryota; Fungi; Ascomycota; Dothideomycetes; Pleosporales; Didymosphaeriaceae
Exons: 2
Coding region: 1-864 (287 amino acids)
Cellular component (GO): Ski complex
Molecular function (GO): protein binding
Source: RefSeq, a predicted model, not a curated record